Messenger RNA from Staurois parvus, 360 nucleotides. NCBI's taxonomy places the organism in Eukaryota, Metazoa, Chordata, Amphibia, Anura, Ranidae. The record is from the annotation of a GenBank genome assembly.
AUGUGCCACUUUCAGGUCUCUUCACACUGCUGGCCAUCAAUUUUUCCCUGCAGGCGGAUAAACGGGCCUCCCUCCCAUGUGCCCCUAAUCUGCUGUCAGCCUCCAUGUGCACACACUGCUGCCAUGUGCCACUUGCCAGUGCCACUUUCAGCUCUUCACACUGCUGGUCGGCAAUUUUUUGACUAUAGGGUGCAGGCAGAUUACGGGCCUCACAUAGCUGCUGCCAGGCCCCUAAUCUGCCAUGGGCCCCUAUAUACCGCCUCCUGCUGCUGCCAGGUCCAGAGUCUGUCAUGGGUCCCUGUACGGCCUCCCAUGCUGCUGUCUCCAUCGCCACACUCUGCCAUGUGCCACUUUCAGGUC